Molecule: messenger RNA, 321 nt
Organism: Botrytis fragariae
Lineage: Eukaryota; Fungi; Ascomycota; Leotiomycetes; Helotiales; Sclerotiniaceae
Exons: 2
Coding region: 1-321 (106 amino acids)
Source: RefSeq, a predicted model, not a curated record
AUGUCCAAGUCGCUAGAGCUUGAAGAUGGCUUCAAAAAAUCCUGCGCGGACUUCGAUCAGAACGCUCUUGAAUUGAACCACCAAAUCAAAGCAACACAAGAAGAGCUUCAGCAGCAUAAGAAAAAGAACGACGGGCGCAUCGCAGAGUUGGAGGGGAUUCAAGAGCGACUGAAGAAUAUCACAAAGAAGUUACAGGAGACGCGUGCUAAGCACAAGAAUUGUUGUGGUUUGAUUGAUUCCAGCAGUGGAGAUGAAGAGAGAGAUGGAAAUGAACAUGAAGAUGCAGAUAGGGACAAGGAUGGGAAGGUGGAAGGGUCGUGA